AUGAAUAAUAGAGGCAAAAAGGGUGUGUGCACAAUUGAGUCUGGAGACACCCCUUUGUCUCAGAGAUCUCUAUUCCAGUCCAAUGGGGAGAGUUCAAAGCUAGAGUCUGGGGUCCUGAUCAUGGUUAUCAUGGUUAUCCUGUGCUGUGCCUGCACGGCUGGGCUGACAACUGUGGUUCAUUCAACAUUCUCAUUCCACUUCUACCCAAAGGUGCAAACAUUGGGGCAAUGUGCUCUAUAUCCUGAGAUGGUGGAUGCCGUCAUACUACUGGACAAUUUCAGAAAUGUACCAAAAGAUCCAACAGAAAUAUCUACAACAAUCAGGAAGAGGAUACCUGAGAUGCUUGAGAAUGAGAGGACAGAGGAGCAAAGAAAAGUUUACACUUAUGAGGAGGCAAUGAAGAGGCGGUUGGCCACAAACCCAAGCGUGUCUGAACAGUCUGUCCACAUCCUGUUAGAGCGAGGUCUAACUGCAGUCGAAGGGUUUGUGUUCUCCAGAGACAUGAGAGUCAUUUAUAGCAGACAAAGGCCUUUAUUCUUUUCAUGAUUCAAAACAAAAGGAAAGGGACUCCACACUUCUGCAAAGAUACUGUGACAGAAAU
Molecule: messenger RNA, 601 nt
Organism: Notolabrus celidotus (New Zealand spotty)
Lineage: Eukaryota; Metazoa; Chordata; Actinopteri; Labriformes; Labridae
Product: serine hydrolase-like protein
Source: RefSeq, a predicted model, not a curated record